AUGACCCUGCAAGAUGUCUACGUACAAGCCCCAUUGGUCACAGACCGGCGAGAGAUCCGUAUCCUAGCCCUAGCUUCCGGCACAGGCGAUGAUGUUUUGCGCGGGGACCUGGUCGUCGAGAGCUUGAACUACGAUGACCUCGACUACACGGCUCUGUCCUACACUUGGUCUGGGCCAGUGAGCGAAAGCGCCAUUGUCAUUGGUGACGUGCCCCUACAUAUUACGGAGAACCUGGAAUUAGCGCUUCACCGCAUUCGAGGGCGCUCUCGUCUCAAAAAUCUGUGGAUCGACGCCAUUUGCAUCAAUCAGAAAAGAAAAGAAAAGUGUACACGGACUCUAAAUGCGCGAAUCUAUGCCGAUGCGACUCUGGCGUUGGUAUGGUUGGACCAGAAGUCGGCGGAUAGCGAUGUGGCUAUGGAUUUCACUGGUUCGCCUCGACAGAGGAUCCCGGAUCAAGUAGUCAAAAUCCCUUUGCCGGCUGUUACCAAAUUGAUGCGAAGGACAUGGUGGACACGUAUUUGGGUGGUCCAAGAGGCAUCCAUGUCGCGACAAAUUAUUGUUCAGUGCGGAGAGAGACAAGUCGACACUUUAUACUUUGUACAACUUAUGAACGGAAAGAAGUUUGAAAGACCCUUUUUCAUGGAAGACGAGCCUGAGGAGCCUCAUUUAGCAGUCAAGCAAGUUCGCCCUGACGUGACUUAUCGAAUGUCACAAAUGAAAGAUAAACUUGAGGAGUCUGAAAACCCUCCGAAGCAGCCUUGUGUAGGUGUUCUCUCCAACUGGUAUGCCCAUAAGCAGCAACUUGAGGCCAGUGGCCCGUCUCUUAUGGAAUUGACGUUCUUGAUGCAUGGCUUUCAAGCUUCCGUCCGAAGAGAUAAAAUGUUCGCCCUGUUGGAACUCGCAACGCCAGAAGCACGUUUCUCGAUUAUCCCAGACUACUCCGAUGCUAUGUCUGAUCGUCUUUUCCUCACGAGACUAACAAGAUACUUUCUGCAUUUUUCGUUGCAGCCUUUGCGACUUGCUUAUCAUUGCAGAGCCAACGACUGUCCAUCUUGA
Messenger RNA from Letharia columbiana, 1056 nucleotides. RefSeq lists its product as uncharacterized. Lineage: Eukaryota; Fungi; Ascomycota; Lecanoromycetes; Lecanorales; Parmeliaceae. The transcript has a single exon. The record is from RefSeq and is a predicted model, not a curated record. The coding region runs from base 1 to 1056 and encodes 351 amino acids.